Molecule: messenger RNA, 1740 nt
Organism: Diospyros lotus (date-plum)
Lineage: Eukaryota; Viridiplantae; Streptophyta; Magnoliopsida; Ericales; Ebenaceae
Product: calcium/calmodulin-regulated receptor-like kinase 2
Exons: 8
Coding region: 285-1559 (424 amino acids)
Biological process (GO): protein phosphorylation
Molecular function (GO): protein kinase activity; ATP binding
Source: RefSeq, a predicted model, not a curated record
UGCUAUUAUUACGCCCCAAACCGAACCCAUCCCAAAAAGGCUCCACCUUGACUCUCUCUCUCUCUGCCGUUUCAGUCAUCAACCACGCAGUUCACAAGUUGUUGUCUGUCUAGUCUUCCUCCUCCCCUUGCAUUGAGCCCUUCCAGUCAACGACAACAGCCCCAAAGACAUAAUCAGGAUUUACCCAUCAAGAACUCAGUGGCUGCCCAGCUGGGAAUUGAGGGACCAGACAUCAUUUUCCUCCAAGAUGUUCACAUUGCCUGAUUCUCAAAAGCAACCAGAGGAUGGUUCAUAAAGGUGAUUUGGUUAUUAUUGGCAUUUCCGCUGGUCUGGCUCUUGGCAUUUUAAUAGCAUCACUUGUGUUUUUCGGCAUACGAUGGUACAAAAGUUGUGUUCAUCUUCGGCAGUGUGCAAAUGAGCGCAGUGCAACAACUCUUCCCAUACGCACGAAUGGCCCAGAUACCAGCACUGACUUUAGUGCACCUAUCACCAAUCCAGCAUCCGUUGGGGGAUCAGAUUACCUAGCAAAAAAUUCUCAUAUCUCUUGGUGGACCCUCCAUGGCAAAGGUCGUUUUGCUUCAGCUUCUGGCAUACCAAGAUACUCUUACAAGGAUGUCCAGAAAGCUACACAAAACUUCACUACUAUUUUGGGACAGGGAUCUUAUGGUCCAGUUUAUAAAGCAACAAUGGCAACAGGUGAAGUGGUUGCUGUGAAGGUUCUUGCAUCUAACUCAAAACAGGGGGAGAAAGAGUUCCAAACAGAGGUAUCCCUAUUAGGUAGGCUGCAUCACCGGAAUCUGGUGAAUUUGGUUGGAUACUGUGUAGACAAGGGCCAGCACAUGUUAAUUUAUGAGUUCAUGAGUAAUGGAAGCCUGGCAAACCUUCUCUAUGGCCAAGAGGAAGGGAUGUUAAGUUGGGAAGAAAGACUUCAAAUUGCUCUUGAUGUUUCACAUGGAAUUGAGUAUCUUCAUGAUGGGGCAGUUCCGCCUGUUAUACAUAGAGAUUUGAAGUCGGCAAACAUAUUGCUAGACGGAUCGAUGAGAGCUAAGGUUGCCGAUUUUGGACUCUCAAAAGAAGACGCCUUCGAUCGCAGCAACUCGGGCCUUAAAGGUACAUACGGGUACAUAGACCCCAUAUACGUAUCCACAAACAAGUUCACGAUGAAGAGUGACAUCUACAGUUUUGGUGUUGUCCUCUUUGAACUCAUUACAGCCAUUCACCCGCACCAAAAUCUAAUGGAGUAUGUAAAUCUUGCGGCUAUGAGUCCCGAUGGUGUGGAUGAAAUUCUUGACAAGCGACUCGCGGGAAUGUGUAACCUUGUAGAAGUGAGGAGCCUAGCUAACAUUGCUAAAAGAUGCUUACACAAAAUAUCCAGAAAGCGGCCUUCAAUUGGGGAAGUUUCACACGCCAUAUUGAAGAUAAAGCAGAGCCGUCGUCCCAGAGAAGAUACCAUGUCCUAUGCAGAAGAAGACCUUUCACGCCUGGUCAGCCGGAUAGAGCUCCAAAAUGUGGAGCUGAGUAAAAUGACUAGCCUGCAAGAGAAGACGACUACUGAGUAGAGAGAAUGGCGCGGGGGGUUCUUCUUUUGGUACUAUUUGCGCCGUAGAUCUACUCUUCUUGAGUUAAUACAUGAUGAUAUGCUCUUCUACGCAAAAAACUCAACUUCCGCCGCUAUUUUUGGGAAAUUAUGGUAUAGAUUUUAUUUCUAACAAGAAAAGGUGCAUCAUUUAUGGACUUGGA